AUGGCCUCGCUGCCACCCGGCUGGCGAGCCGACUACGACGGGGCGCGAUGGUUUUAUGUUUACGGGCCCACAGGCCAGUCGCAGUUCCAAUUCCCGCGGCCGGGUGAUGAGUUCCCGGAUUUUGGCGGCGGCUUCCUUCCCCCGGCGGUCGAUCUCAUGCCCGAGGAGAGUCUGAGGGCGAGGGGGCCAAGGCCCAUGGAUCAGGGGGAGCGUUGUGUUGAUGAUGUGUCCUCGGAACUCUUGCUGGAGAGCAUAACUGACGCUACCAAAGGGUUGACCGAUGAUACUUCAUCCGUGCCAUUUACGAGACAGGGAGAGCAUGUUCAAAGUGAGUCGCCGCCAAGUCGAGCAGUACAUUCAAUCAAAAAGUUGUCGAUCCUGAGCGAGCCAGUCCUGGCCGUCCUCGAGACCACUGCCCCAUCCAUUGGUCAUCAAGACCAGGAUCAGCUCGCCACUGUGGCACAAUUAUCACCUACUGAGUUACCGGUACUUGAUAGCCGGGUCAUCAAGUCGACAAAACCGCCCUUGAGAGCUCACCAUGUCGGAAGCAUCUCAGAGCUCUACAGUGAAUCGACAGCACUUUGCGAGUACGAGGUCAACCCGCCACCUGUGGAGCUACCCGACAAUGAAAGAGCUUCGGUUGCGCGUGCCAUGGUUUCGAACUUAGGCAUUCAGAGCCCUGUCGAGCUUCCGGUGCAUGAAGGACCCAAUACCAACCCGGAGGAGGGGAGCAGCACAGCUGGGCUAGGUUCGACGCCGUGUGCCCCAUGGAAGAUGGUGAAGAACCAUAAAAACGCUCCCAAUGAUGGCUUGACAGAGGCGCUUGGAGCGAUAGGCGCUGGCCAUGACCGCGCUGGCCUGCCAUCGCAGGCUUCGAGAAUAUGCUCUGAGAUACCACUUGAUGAAACAUUGUUCUGCAAGAUCGUCAGCUCUACCACGUGUAUAGAGAUCUCUGAAAGUGACAGAGGCAAGCCAGAUGAAAUGGUUGGAACACAGAAAAAGGACCUGACACAUUUUCCUUCUAUCCUCCGGCCUGGUCCACGACGUUCUAGCCAAGCUCCCUCUCAGCAGACACAGCCAGUGACGAACAUUGGUCGUACGGUCCCUGCCAGGCUUGCCACGUCACGGGAGCACGUACAGAAGCAACAGGACGAGGCAGAUUCUGUACCCCAUGGAGGGCCAGUCAGGAUGCCCACUAUGCCGUUCAUGCCUCAUCCACACGAUACGCCAAGCACCGCCGUGACACCAUGCCCUGACACGGCUCGUGGUGGUGGCGCGAGGCAUGAUCGCCUGCCUGGCUCAGUCAACUUUGUUAUCCCCAUACGCCACCUCCCAAGGGACGAAGCCCACGACUCCGCACCUGUUGCUGCGGAGACGACGUGCCCGCCGAAGUAUCAUGUCAGCGCAUCCUUUGCGUCGGCGACGUCCAGUGGAAUUCCUUCGAAGACAGCUGGGACACCCGGCAUUUCCAAUCUGGGACCACGACCUGCGGGUCGAAAUGAACAAGGACACAUCAACGACAGCAGUUCGAAUUCUCUGCUGAGCGAGAGAACGGGUUCUUGGAACCGACCUGCCCAUGAGGCCGACCCAUCUCAUAUCGCCAGGGCGGCAACAGAAGUGGCGGAAUGGAGCUGCGGAUUUGCCAGAUGA
Diaporthe amygdali is the source of this 1650-nucleotide messenger RNA. RefSeq lists its product as uncharacterized. Lineage: Eukaryota; Fungi; Ascomycota; Sordariomycetes; Diaporthales; Diaporthaceae. The transcript has 2 exons. Bases 1 to 1650 code for a protein of 549 amino acids. Gene Ontology annotation, molecular function: protein binding. The record is from RefSeq and is a predicted model, not a curated record.